Anas platyrhynchos (mallard) is the source of this 1517-nucleotide messenger RNA. RefSeq names its product AFG2 interacting ribosome maturation factor (gene AIRIM). Gene Ontology annotation, cellular component: cytoplasm; nucleus. Lineage: Eukaryota; Metazoa; Chordata; Aves; Anseriformes; Anatidae. The record is from RefSeq and is a predicted model, not a curated record.
UCUACACGGGGAGCGCUUCCGGGAAGACGCCAAGAUGGCGGCGGCCGCGGGCGUGAUGGCGGCGGAGCUGCGGGAGUGGGCGGCGGUGGCGGAGCGGCAGGAGGCGGCGCGGAGGGAGGCUCUGGCCUCGUGGGAGCCGCUGCUGGUGUCUCUCGCCGGGCUGGCGGAGCAGCUGAGGGCGGCGCGGAGGCUGGCGUGGGGCUCCUCGCCCCUCGGGGCCUUCGGGGAGCUGCGGGAGCGGCUGUGGAGGAAGCAGCGCGGGGCGGCCGAGGCGCUGCUGGAGCAGCUGGGCCAGCGGCGGGAGGAGCUCCGCGCCCUGAGGGACGCCGUCGGGACCGGCGCUGCCUCCGUGCUGCGGGUCUACGAGGAGAAAGCGGCGGAGCUGGGGCUGGAAGAAACCCUGCGGCGUGGGGCUCGCCGCCCGUCGCUGGCUGAUGUGCUGGAAGGGCUGCAGGAUGUGGAGCGGUACUACCGGCACCUGUACCUGGAGAGCAAGCUGUUACUGCUGAGCAUCAGCUGUGACAGCCCGGAAGAUAUGGAAGCCCUCCCGCAGGCCUGGAAGAGGAUUCUGGAGCGGUACGAGGAAGACACUGUUCAAGAUGUUCUCCUUAAGGUCUCUCUCUAUUUGGACAACCAGUGACAGCUGCCCUGCUAACCAGGCUCCAGAUGGAAAAUCCAAGGAAGGACUGAUGUUGACCAGCUUCUAUGAGUGUCUGGUAUAUUCAGAGAUAACCACAAAGAGGAAGAUGAGUUGAAAAAGCUUUACUGCUACGUUUUGGAAGCUGAAUGAAUUGGCCUUGGUAGGAAAUGCUUGGACUGUUCCAUUUUCAAAUGGAGAUGGACAGCGUCUGAAGAAGAGGUUGAGCUGAACAAGUCAACAAUAGAAGGGAGUCAGCAUCUUCAACUAUGAAAGGCAUCCUUUCUUUUUCUUGCUACGGGUGUUUUGUAUACAAAAAAAAAGUUGAAACUUACUGACUUGUAAACAAAUGGUGAAAUGCACUGCAAAUAAAUGUAACAUUGAGGUCCAGUGGGUUGAUACCACAGAAAGAUUGUUGGGUACCAUCCUUAACAAUAAAUAAAGAUGUCAAGUCAGGAAUUAAAAACAGUUUGUGCAUUGUGCUUCUGAGCGAUGUGUUUGCUUUUAUCCCACCUGUACAUUGAAGAGGAAGGAACAAAUUUGGCUUGUAAAUGUAGUUACAAAGGUACACAGAUCUAGCAUAAACACCUGACAUCUGAUAAAGGCAGUUUUUGAGUGUGUUACAGUAUUCUGAGGAAGACAUGUCUGUACCAGUUAAAAUCACUUGCUUGUAACAAAUACUGAUAUGUUUAAUUCAGUCUUAAAACUUCAUGUUCUGUGGCAGCAGCAGAUGGUGUCAGUUAGGGUCCUCUUCUGUUGGCUGAAACUGAUCCUUUGUAAUGUUCAUGGGAAGUGAUGGGAUUCGUGUCUGUAACUUACCUGGUAAGGGCUAUAACUUGUCAGAGAAGGUCAAAUAAAAAAAAAAAUGUGCCUCCAGAUA